This is a messenger RNA of Nelumbo nucifera (sacred lotus), 1649 nucleotides long. Its product is annotated as acetyl-CoA acetyltransferase 2-like. Gene Ontology annotation, biological process: fatty acid beta-oxidation. Gene Ontology annotation, molecular function: acetyl-CoA C-acetyltransferase activity. Gene Ontology annotation, cellular component: mitochondrion. Lineage: Eukaryota; Viridiplantae; Streptophyta; Magnoliopsida; Proteales; Nelumbonaceae. The record is from RefSeq and is a predicted model, not a curated record.
GCUGCUCACCAAUCUCUCUUGAAUAUACUCUUAUAAAAAGUUCGAGUGUUUUUUAGCUGCUGAGCAGGCCAGAUAUCUCUCUCUCUGUCUCUCUCCCGAGUAGUGAGCAAUCAAGAGCGUGAGAUUGCCGAGGUGAAGCCAUCUCUGCUCUAUUCGUGAAAAUCCUUAACAAUCGUUCACUUUGAUCUCUGAUCUCCCUACUGAUCUUCCAAUGGCUCCAGCAGCUGCAGCGGCUCCAGACUCAAUAAAGCCUCGAGAUGUUUGUGUUAUUGGUGUUGCACGUACACCAAUGGGUGGUUUCCUUGGUUCCCUUUCUUCAUUAUCAGCUACCAAGCUUGGAUCUAUAGCAAUUGAGUGUGCUCUUAAAAGAGCAAAUGUUGACCCAGCCCUCGUACAGGAGGUUUUCUUCGGAAAUGUUCUAAGUGCAAAUCUGGGACAGGCUCCUGCUAGACAGGCUGCGUUAGGGGCAGGAAUACCUAAUUCAGUGGUGUGCACAACUAUUAACAAAGUCUGUGCAUCUGGGAUGAAGGCUACAAUUCUUGCAGCACAAAGUAUCCAAUUAGGUAUCAACGAUGUUGUUGUGGCUGGUGGCAUGGAAAGCAUGUCUAAUGCACCUAAAUAUAUUGCAGAAGCAAGGAAAGGAUCACGGCUAGGUCAUGAUACUAUUGUUGAUGGCAUGCUUAAAGAUGGUUUAUGGGAUGUUUAUAAUAAUUUUGGAAUGGGAGUUUGUGCUGAACUAUGUGCAGAUCAACAUGCAAUAACAAGAGAACAGCAGGAUACUUAUGCUAUUCAGAGUUUUGAGCGUGGUAUUGCUGCUCAAAAUAGUGGAGCAUUUGCCUGGGAAAUAGUUCCGGUUGAAGUUUCUGGGGGUAGAGGAAAACCAUCCACUGUUGUUGAUAAGGAUGAAGGUUUAGGAAAGUUUGAUCCUGUUAAACUGAGGAAGCUUCGACCAAGUUUCAAGGAGGAUGGAGGUUCUGUUACAGCUGGAAAUGCAUCUAGCAUAAGUGAUGGUGCUGCUGCAUUGGUGUUAGUAAGUGGAGAGAAGGCAAUUCAACUUGGACUGCAAGUAAUAGCAAAGAUAACAGGAUAUGCUGAUGCAGCUCAGGCACCUGAAUUAUUUACAACGGCUCCUGCCCUUGCAAUUCCAAAAGCCAUUUCAAAUGCUGGUUUGGAGGCUUCUCAAAUUGAUUACUAUGAAAUAAAUGAGGCCUUUUCGGUCGUGGCUCUUGCAAAUCAGAAAUUGCUUGGCCUUAAUCCAGAAAAAGUUAAUGUGCAUGGUGGAGCUGUAUCUUUGGGACAUCCUCUAGGUUGCAGUGGAGCUCGUAUCUUGGUCACACUGUUAGGAGUACUGAAACAAAAGAAUGGGAAGUACGGAAUUUCCAGUGUUUGCAAUGGAGGAGGAGGAGCAUCUGCCCUUGUUGUAGAGCUCAUGUAAGCCUUUUACACUUGGCCAUUUGCGAAAGUGGGACCUUCAUUGCUUUGAAGCCUAACCUUUCAGUUGUCGUUGUAAUGGUUAGAUGUGCAAUUUUUUUUUAAUAUUCUUGUCAUCUUUGUUCAUGGUUUCUUCUUAAACAAUUGUAUUAGGUCUUUCAGAAAAUAUAAGGUCCUAGAUUAAUGAUCCAUAUCAUCUAGCCUUUUUUUUUUGUUGC